Molecule: messenger RNA, 1776 nt
Organism: Magnusiomyces paraingens
Lineage: Eukaryota; Fungi; Ascomycota; Dipodascomycetes; Dipodascales; Dipodascaceae
Exons: 1
Coding region: 1-1776 (591 amino acids)
Biological process (GO): poly(A)+ mRNA export from nucleus
Cellular component (GO): nucleus
Molecular function (GO): protein binding; RNA binding
Source: RefSeq, a predicted model, not a curated record
AUGUCUUAUUACAACGGAAAUAACAACAGAGGCCAUCGCCGCAAUGGAUACAAUAAUAACGAUGGAUUUAACAAUAACAGAAACCCUCUAAGUGAUCGUAUAGAUUCAAACUCAAACAACUAUCGUGUGGAAAUCCGGCAAUGGCAAGGUGGUUCUCGUGAUAACCUCGUAGACUUUAUCUUCAAAAAAUCUCGCAUCAAUUUGCAAAACGUUCGUGUCAGCGGCCCUGUUCUUCAUGCAACUAUUCGUCGUGAUGAAUCUACCAUCCUUGCAAAGUAUUCCGGCAUCCGCUUUGCUGGUAGUGCUCUCGACAUUAAAGUUUUUGACUCCAAUGGAAACUCAAUCGACGGCCAAGGAAAUAACGACAAUAAUAACAACACUAACAAAAACAACAACAACAAUAAUAAUAAUAAUAAUAGAAACAGCAAAGGAUUUUCAUCUGGAGCACGUAAUGCUAUUGAACUUCUUAAGGAGUACCUCAUUAGCCACUACAAUUCCGAUAUCAAGUUCUUGAACCUCGAAAACAUGCCUGCCGAUAACUUCCUUGUUACUCAUGGCCUAUUUUCUUCAUCUUCCACUACAUCAAAGUUUUUCCCAGCUCUCAUGAAAGUCGCAGAUACUGCUCUACCCCAAAUUGAAAGUGUGAGUCUUGCAUCCAACGGGCUUGUGGAUGUCGCUGCUGUCACUACUUUAGCAGCCACUUUCCCUCGUCUUAAAAAUUUAUCAUUAGCAAAUAACAACAUUGCAAAUGCAUCUAGUCUCGACAAUUGGCAACACAAGUUCCCUCAUCUCCGUGAACUUAUUCUUUCCGGUAAUCCCAUCUCGGCUUUGCCCACUUACAAGGACGAUAUGAUCAAGAUUUUCCCCAAACUCAUUGUUCUCGACGGUCAAGUUAUCCAAGAUGAAAACACUGUUGGUCGUCUUAAACUGCCUGUCCCCAUUCGACACAACUUUUUCGAAAAUGAACAACUCCAAAACAUUGCUGGAUCUUUCCUGACCACCUUUUUUGAUUUCUAUGACCGCGACAGAUCCCAGCUUUUGCCUUUAUACAGCGACCAGUCCACUUUUUCAAUCAGUGUCAACUCUAAUGCUCCAAAACAAAUUGGGGGAGCUCAUGGCUCUAAUCCGACUCAACAAAUCUGGAACUCUUACAUGCCAUUUUCUAGAAACUUGAUGAAGGUUACUGCUCCCAAUAAUCGCAUAAACAGAAUUCACUUUGGUACACAGUCCAUUGCCACAGCUUUCCAAAAACUUCCACCUACCAGACACGAUUUGACGCCUGAAAAGUUCUCUGUUGAUGUAUGGAGCGUUUCUUCGGUGCAUGCUCCUGGAGACCAAGGUAUGAUGGUUGCUAUUCAUGGCGAAUACUACGAACAAAACAACAAGUUGCACAGCUUUGAUCGCAGCUUGGUUGUUCUCCCAGGACCUUCGGGGAACAUGAUUGUUGUCUCGGAUAUGCUGACUGUGCGCCCUUACUCUGGCUACGAUGGCUGGAAAGAAACAAACACACAGCCAGCUUCUGGAGCUGGCCCACAAGCUGGCCCACAAGCUGGCCCACAAGCUGGCCCAUCAACCCGCAUUACUGUCGACAAUGAAGUUCUUAAGGAUCUUGCUCCCUCACAGCAGCUAGUGAUCCGAACACUACAAGAAAAGACACGCUUAACAACAGCAUAUGCUCGCAUGUGUGCCGAGCAAGCUCAGUUUGACUUGCAAAAAUCACUGGAACUUUUCCAGCAAUCUCAAAGUGCUAUUCCUCCAGAAGGAUUCAUUCAUUAA